Carya illinoinensis is the source of this 2698-nucleotide messenger RNA. Its product is annotated as UTP:RNA uridylyltransferase 1-like. The record is from RefSeq and is a predicted model, not a curated record. Bases 202 to 2493 code for a protein of 763 amino acids. Gene Ontology annotation, molecular function: RNA uridylyltransferase activity. Lineage: Eukaryota; Viridiplantae; Streptophyta; Magnoliopsida; Fagales; Juglandaceae. The transcript has 6 exons.
AUCAAGACGCCUCGGCUGGAUGUGAACGGAGAAGCGUCACUGUGUUACGGUGUUAUCGUAUGACGUACAUUGGCCGGCUUUAAUCGGCCACGAUAAUGUUCCCGUAACUUGUAAGGCAGUAGGAGUUUGGUACAAGAUGAAACAGAGCUGCUGAAACUUGCUAGUUAAGUGGUAUAGAGCCUCACGCAAAGUCUACUCCCAAUGACCGGCGGCGCAGGUGAACAGACGCCUCCUCCUGCUUCUAACGGCGGUGAUUUCUUACUCUCUCUUCUACAAAAGCAGCACCACCGCCAUCAACAACCCCAGACUCAUCCACAACAGCAGCUGCAAUCCCUGGCCGUUGAUCCUGCCGUCGCAGCCGUGGGCCCAACUCUCCCCCUAGCUCCACCUUUAUGGACUCCCAACAGCCUCGAUCUUCCUUACGUUCUUCCUCCUUGGCCCCACCCUCUCUCUGCUCCCCCGGGCUUUCCAUCAAACUUCCUUGGGUUACCGCAAAACCCCAUCCCCCCUCCUCGGAAUCAAUUUCCCGGAAAUCAGAUUCCAGAAAAUAAUACUCUCUUCGGUGACGACUUGAGAAGAUCGGGGCUUCCGAGGAUUGACACUAGAGGCAAUAGUGGAACCGAAAAUUUUAUUGUGCAGCAGAAACAUCAAGAUCACAAGCUGAAGUUCGGCUCUUUUCCUAGCGAAAUUCAUUGCUCUGAGGGUUUAUUAAGUGGGAAUUCUGGGAGUUCUUUGGACAAUAUACAUUUCACCACUUCGAAGGAGCGGGAAGCAGGUCCUGGGAGCAAGAGCUAUAAUGGGUUGGAUAUGAAUUGGCCGUUCGAGCCGCGGAUGAAUUCUAAGACAGAUCCAAAUUCAGAUGCUUUUCGGCGUGGGAAUUAUAAUUCUCAAGAACAAGAGCGACGAGGGGUCGAAUUGAGGAAGCAGUGCCACAACGGGAACUUUAAGCCCACGCCACCACCGGGGUUUCCGAGCGAGCCUAGCGGAAAAGGAAAUUGGGAUUCGCGGAACGUAAGGAGAGGAUUUGAGAAAAAUGUGGAUAAGGAAAGGACUAAUCAUAUUGAAUUUGGUAAUAGCAGCUUUUCCUGGGAAGGUGAGGAUGAGAUGAUAAGGAGAUUGUCAAUCGAAGAUGGUAAAACUCGCGGUGAAAAGUCAGGCGGAUUGGGCCUCAGUAGACAGCUUGAUCGUCCUGGGCCGUCAACGGGAAGUAAUCUCCAUUCACUAUCGGCUUCAGAUACUGAAGAGUCCGAAUCGAAAUUGCAUAAUGAAAUUCAUGAAUUUAAGAACGGCAAUAAGUACCGGGGUCGACACGGGUUGAAGGAGGGAAAACUAGAUGAUUUUGGGGAACAGCUUGUCGAUUCAUUGUUGCUUGAGAAUGAGUCUGAUGGCAAGAAUAGCGCAAGUCAACAUCGUAGUUCUCGCGAGAAGGAUGCCAGGUCAGAUAGUAGAGGAAAUCGGCUACUUAGCCAAAGGAUGAGAAUGAUGAAAAGACAGAUCCAAUGUCGAAGUGACUUAGGUAGAUUAAAUGCGCCUUUUCUUGCAAUUUAUGAGUCCCUAAUACCUGCAGAGGAAGAGAAGGCAAAGCAGAAGCAAUUGUUGACAUUAUUGGAGAGACUAGUUUGCACGGAAUGGCCUAAAGCUCGGCUUUAUCUUUAUGGAUCAUGCGCAAACUCGUUUGGAGUUUCUAAAAGUGAUAUUGAUGUUUGCCUUGCAAUUGAAGACAUGGAUGUUAACAAGUCUGAGAUCAUACUAAGGCUGGCGGAUAUUUUCCAGUCAGAUAAUCUACAGAAUGUGCAGGCGCUGACACGUGCUAGGGUCCCCAUAGUGAAGCUUAUGGAUCCAGUGACUGGGCUUUCCUGUGACAUAUGUAUUAACAACAUUUUGGCUGUUGUAAAUACCAAGCUUCUUCGAGAUUAUGCUCUCAUAGAUGCAAGAUUACGGCAGUUGGCUUUUAUUGUGAAACAUUGGGCCAAGUCAAGAGGUGUCAAUGAAACUUACCAAGGAACCCUGUCCAGCUAUGCGUAUGUCAUAAUGUGCAUACAUUUCUUACAACAGCGCAGACCUGCUAUCCUUCCCUGCCUACAGGAAAUGGAAACUACCUUCUCUGCGACUGUAGAGGGUGUUGAAUGUGCUUUCUUUGAUCAAGUUGAAAAGCUACGGGAUUUUGGAUCCUGUAACAAUGAAACUAUGUCUCAGUUGGUGUGGGCAUUUUUCAAUUAUUGGGCAUAUCAUCAUGAUUAUGCAAAUUCUGUCAUAUCCAUUCGUACCAGAAACAUAAUCAGCAAGCAAGGGAAAGACUGGACUCGGAGAAUUGGGAAUGAUCGCCAUCUGAUAUGCAUAGAGGAUCCCUUUCAGGUAUCUCACGACCUGGGUCGGGUGGUGGACAAGUACAGCAUAAAAGUUCUGAGGGAGGAGUUUGAACGUGCAGCCGACAUCAUGCAGUAUGAUCCAAAUCCUUGUGGGAAGCUCUUUGAACCCUACCGUCAUGGUUGAGUUGCCUUUACUUGGUUGGAUAUGUAAUUAUUAUGGUAAAGCAAACAGAGUGUAAAGUCCCCACAUCUUUGUCUUAGCGUUUCUCAUUUUGGUCCUCGCACGAUGUACGUAGUUUAAUUUAGUUUGUUAGGCUUUUAUGUAAAUAUCCUGAAGUGCAAGGAAUCUUGCGUCCUUUUAUUUCGAGAACGGAGGUAAAAUCAGUGAA